AUGGAUUGCGAAACCGGGACAAGCAUCAAUCUGACUAGUCUUCAUCGCGACCGUCCGAGCGUCAACGACCGCGAUGUCGACGACAACAACGACCACAAUGAGGAAGGUCGGUGGCGGAAAGACACGCUGGGGGGAGAGAAGGGACGUGCGACGAGGAUAUUCACGAGGUAUACUGCCUCUCUUCGCGCCAGCCUCCCUGCACACGCGUCCCUGCUCCUGCACGUCCCACGCCCCUGCACUCCUGUCCUCGACCGCCGACACCGCGCGCGUGGACCUCUCCUGCGGCCGCGCUUGCGAAAAGUGGCUCGCGUGCGGGAACUACGUCUGAAAGUGGAGAAGCAGCUUGCAUACAGGGAGGGAGAGAAGAAGGCGUGCGCCGUGGUGCAUAGAGACGGCGAGGAGGAGGAGGAGGAGCAGUGGGUCGGGUCGUUUGAUUGCGGGAAUUCGUGCGAUCGUGAGAACUCGGCGCCAACUCCUGCCAUAGUUAUCGAGCUGCAGUUUCGACUGCAGGACAUUCAAGUCUCUCUUGCCUGCUUCAUCGAUAAGAUCCGCGCCAUGGAGGGUAUGCUCUCUGAGCACAAAGCCAUCAAGCGUGAAGUUAGCACCCUCCGCGAGCUGAUAAAGGAAAAAUGCGAAUUAGACAGCGUACGCGGCAGACAAUGCUCAGGGACGCUGCGUGCCAAGGACCACGACGACAGCGAGUACGGCGGCGACGACGAUGACGCGCAGAGUAUCGCAACCGUCAUGCCCCACGAGCUGGAGUGCGUCGAGGAGGAGGACGAGGAGCAGCUGGCGGCGGAGGAAGAAGAAGAGGAGCGGCGGCGGCGGCGGCGGCGGCGGAGAGAUGAGCUAGGUCGACCGAUAACACCGGAGCCUACAGGGAUGGGCAUGGACAUCCAUGGCAGAUCCAAAAUGCACCUUGACGUGCUCAACAUGCACUCACGAUCGCCGCCGCCCCCUCUACGAGAGCCUUUUGCUCUUCAGCCUUCGACGUCUUCCGUGUUCGAGGAGCGCAUCGAUGCCCUCACCUCUCACCUCGAAUCUGCGCUCGAGCUCUCACGCACGCUCCAAGCCCAGCAGGCUGCUGCGCAGAGUACCACCUCCAUGCUUGAGCCCAAGGUCUCCUUGCUCGAGUCACUCGUCCAGGCGUCGCAGACCGAUAUACAGUCGCAUGUCACUGAGUGGAGCGGCGUCCGUGAGGAAUGGGCUGAGGAGCGCAUGCGGAUCAAUCAGGCGCGUGAGGUUUGGGAGGCGCGCGUGCGGGCUGCUGAGGAGGGGUUUGACGGCGCCGUCGCGAAGGUGGAUGCCGGGCUCGCGACGCUGCAGCAACACCGACUCAAGGCGAACGUGAACGAGCGCAACGGUGUCAGGCUCGUCACACCCCCCAGUCCACGCAACAUCUCGUCUGACUCGGGCAAGCGCCAUCGGCGGAAACGAUCGACAAUCUCCCGAGGCCGAUCGCGUUCGCACUCGGCCGAGUCGAACAAGGACGACGGUGGGUACGCGAGCUCAUUCGAGGGCGUGACACUGCUCGAUGACAAGCGCCAGUCAGCUUCCAAAGCACGCACGCGAGUGCCCUGGGCGCAGGAUGAUUCGGAUUCGGACGUGCGUCAUGCAAGCGACGAUGCGAGGAUCAUAGUCGUCGGUCCAGAAGGCAUCGACAGGGUCCACGACGACGAUGACGACGGAGGAUGA
Heterobasidion irregulare TC 32-1 is the source of this 1695-nucleotide messenger RNA. RefSeq lists its product as uncharacterized. The record is from RefSeq and is a predicted model, not a curated record. Lineage: Eukaryota; Fungi; Basidiomycota; Agaricomycetes; Russulales; Bondarzewiaceae. The coding region runs from base 1 to 1695 and encodes 564 amino acids. The transcript has 6 exons.